Messenger RNA from Neurospora hispaniola, 1058 nucleotides. RefSeq names its product DNA-directed RNA polymerases I. Gene Ontology annotation, cellular component: RNA polymerase I complex; nucleus; RNA polymerase II, core complex. The coding region runs from base 174 to 656 and encodes 160 amino acids. The record is from RefSeq and is a predicted model, not a curated record. Gene Ontology annotation, molecular function: DNA binding. The transcript is spliced from 4 exons. Gene Ontology annotation, biological process: transcription by RNA polymerase I; tRNA transcription by RNA polymerase III; transcription by RNA polymerase II. Lineage: Eukaryota; Fungi; Ascomycota; Sordariomycetes; Sordariales; Sordariaceae.
CCUUCGCCCUUCCCUCACCACCUUGCGCAUCCACGGUCGGCCAAACACGUCCAGUCUUCCACAUCCACGCGUCUUGGGCAAUCCCAUUUUGCCCACGUACCUCUACUCGUGCAGCUGCAGCCCAUAUCUUAUCAUUUCUAACGUCAAUCAACUCCCAAACAACCCCAACAAAAAUGUCCGACUACGGUGACCACGGUGACGAUGAUCGCGAGCCCAUCGACGAGCCCGCCUUCGACGAGGACCCGGAUGAGUACUACGAGCCCGAACCCGAGCCCGCGGACGACGACGUAGCGGGCAGACCCGGCGACGAAGUCGACGAGGCCGAAAACGACAACAACAUAGUCACUUCGGGUGACCCUAACGCGGCCGCCAAUGCUGGCAAGGGCAACGAGAAAUCCCACAAGGACAAGAAGAUUCCCAACGACCAGCGUUCCACGACACCUUACAUGACCAAGUACGAGAAAGCUCGUAUCCUCGGCACACGUGCUCUGCAAAUCAGCAUGAACGCGCCAGUGCUGGUUGAUCUCGAGGGCGAGACGGAUCCUCUCCAAAUCGCUAUCAAGGAGCUGCGCGAGAAGAAGAUUCCUCUGAUUGUCCGUCGUUACAUGCCUGAUGGAUACUACGAGGACUGGACCUGCGAGGAGCUCCUGCAGUAAACGGAAACCUACAAGACCCGUCAGGGGUAAUAGGGGCGACCCAGUCUUGGGUCAGAAAAUACACAAAAUUGCAUUAGCGAAGGCGUUCAGGUUGAAAUUUUAUACACCAUAUUUGAUCAUUUUGGGACAGUUGGACUCGAUCCAAAGGGCAACAAGAAGAACGCAAUGUGCUCCUCGAGUUGAAUAAAGGGCUCAUUCAAAACUUCACGUGCGUCUGAUCAGUCAUUGUCCUGUACGUUCAUGCUUUUGUUCAACAGGCCUGGGCAUAUGAGGUUUCAAGAGCCUUGCUUCCGCCGCACUUUCUCAUGCUGAUAUCUGCUUAGAUUUUGUGCUGCUAUUCGAUAGCGAAUAUUUAAAUCAAUUGUAUAUGUCAAUUAUACAGAAAAGGAAUAGAGUAUAACC